Molecule: messenger RNA, 8172 nt
Organism: Ixodes scapularis (black-legged tick)
Lineage: Eukaryota; Metazoa; Arthropoda; Arachnida; Ixodida; Ixodidae
Gene: Sirt4
Product: NAD-dependent protein deacylase sirtuin-5, mitochondrial
Exons: 9
Coding region: 281-1171 (296 amino acids)
Molecular function (GO): protein-malonyllysine demalonylase activity; NAD+ binding; protein-succinyllysine desuccinylase activity
Source: RefSeq, a predicted model, not a curated record
AAUAUGCUUAGCUUCGACGCCAACUCUAUGCUUACCCAAGCAGCUUUCGUUCUGUAAUAUCUACGGAAGUUCGAGUUCACGUACUGUCGUUUCUGCGGAGGGUGUGCACAGCAACUUACGUCGGCCCUCCUUCCCUUAGCGCACAUUCGCAGCUGGCGUAUCAGCUGACAAGAAUCUGUUUAUUUUCUCUAACCGUUAGGCUUAAAACCUAACAAACUCUCAGCUGAACUUUUAUACGUCUCUGUUCUGUGAAAGUUUUCGCCUUUAUGUUCUGCGCAGGAUGGCGUCUCAUGCGAUGUUCAGGAGAGCUCUAACCUGCACGAUUCCUUCGAUGUCUCGACCCAGCACGAUGGUCAAGACCCGCAAGCAACCCAGCUCCGACAUGGCAGCGUUUCGGGAAGUCUUCAAGUCGGCGCAACACGUCGUGGCUUUGACCGGAGCUGGUAUCAGCGCCGAAAGCGGUGUUCCUACUUUCCGCGGCGCUGGAGGCCUCUGGAGAAAGUACAGCGCUCAGGACCUGGCGACACCAUCUGCAUUUCUAGCCAAUCCCUCGCUGGUCUGGGAGUUCUAUCACUAUCGACGAGACCUUGUACUACAUAAGAAACCAAAUGCAGCCCACAUUGCUCUUGCAAGUGCAGAGAAGCGGUUUGAGAAAGAAGGACGCACACUCGUUGUGAUCACCCAAAACAUUGACGAAUUGCAUCGAGCUGCAGGAACUCAGAAUCUACUGGAACUGCAUGGUACUCUCUUCAAAACAAGGUGUACAAAGUGUGGCCACGUCGCAAUCAACAAAGACAACCCGAUUACUCCUUCUCUAGGUGGUAGAGGUGCACCUGACCCAAACACUCCUGAUGCUGCUGUACCUGUCGGAGAACUUCCCAGGUGCAAGAAAUGUGCAGGAUUGCUCAGGCCUCACGUGGUCUGGUUUGGAGAAUCUCUUGAGCCAGAUGUGCUCACCAAGGCUGACGAAGAACUGAAACGAUGCGACCUGUGUCUCGUGAUUGGAACGUCGUCGGUCGUGUACCCAGCAGCAAUGUUUGCACCAGAAGUUGCGGCUCGUGGUGUUCCUGUGGCGGAGUUCAAUCUGGAAGCUACGUCUGGCACAGAGAAUUUCGGGUUUCACUUCGAUGGUCCCUGUGGUACAACGCUGCCUGAAGCUCUAGCCCCCUGAAGUCAGAAUGCAGAAUCCUGGAUGCUUGUUUGACGGUAUGCAAGAGGACCCCAUAGUGCUGGAGCUUGUUCAUGUUAGUAGAAUCGUCCAUGGAAACAAGUAGAGGCCUGUAGGUGUGUGUUCUGUAGUUGUCUCUUUGCUUUAUAUUAUGUUUUCUAUUUUUGUAAGGCAAUUCUACACGGGACCAGCAUGAAAUCGGACAGUUAAGUUUUACAACAUGCUCCUUUGGGAUGACUGGGACACUCACCCUACAGUGUACCUUUUGAUCGUAAGCAGAUGGAUUUUCUUGUCUACGCAUUUAUGGCAGCCAUAUUUUUUCUUCAGCAGUUGUCUAUUUAUUGCUGCACUGCACAAGUUCUGUGAGCCAAUGGUUUUAUACAUUGAUCACAAAUUUAGACUUUUAAUUGAGCAAGUUGUUAAUGACUAUGCAGUUGGGCCACCUCUGUCACAAGUAGUUUGUUAUUGUUAUGGCUAUGUGGCACAGUCACCUCUCAAUAAUUCAAAGCUUAUUGAAACAACAAAAUGCUUCAAAUUAAAAAAAAAAAAAAAAAUUUGUAUUUUUUUAGAAGGUGUUGAUUUUUUUCUUGCCUCUGCUGAUGGAGAUGCACCGCAGUAACCAUGCUCUGCAAAUUUUAAACCUUUCUGGGGUGCCUCUGUUCUUCACAAAUGAAAAAGUUAUCUGUGGUGCCCAAUGCAGUUCUGUGUCAGUGGCAUCAAAAGUGACUCGAGGGUUCCUAGCCCCAACCAGUUGUGCGAUUUCACGGUCCGAAAGUGGACUACAGACCACAACAUGUUUGUUGACAUCAGUAUACUUGAUGGACGAAACGUCUCCGAGGGCUGGGUAAAUCCUCGAGCCCAGCUUUGUUGGCUGCGUGCACCAUGCGGCCACGCUAUUAAUUGCUUCUGUGAUUUCCGUCGUACCCGCUGCCAUGCUUGGCUUGGCUUAGCUAGCUUGGUCGCUUGGCCGCACUUGUUCGCUCUUCUCUCAACCACGCAAACGGUGGAUUAAAGUAAGUGUGUUGUGCAUGGUUGUAAUUUAAACUUGGUCAGAAUAAUUGUAAGGCUUUUUUUAUGCUCUUAUGCUUUUGGAGCACAUGCCGCAUGUUUAUUCCCGUAGACUUGUAUUUAUGAUUCCCAGGAUCGCACACAUGCUUAGAACUAACCGAUAUUUGAAUAAAGCGACUUUGAAUUGCAGAGAGUCAAAUGUGUAGGUUUUGUAAGACUAGUUUUCUCUCUACCAUUUGCACUUCAUCCUACUGCCCAGUAGUAUAUAUUGGGUGUUUCAGCAAAGAUUGACAACAAUUUCUAAAAUUAGUGUAAUUAAGGUAAAAAGAUUAUUUUCUUGGGACUGCAUUACUCGUAGUGGAGGAUGUCAGAAAAUUUGCGAUACUUACUAAUUGGUUUGCUAAUUAAAAAAUGCUAAUUAAUUUUUUAAUUAGUGCAGCGUUGUGGUCAGUGCCAAUGGCACGAUUGUAGCUGACGACCUGCCAAUGACGUAUCACUUGUUAGCACGAAGAAAAAGUAAUUAUCCUAAGUGCCGUGGCACUCGAAAAUCUGGUAAUUGUUUCAUCUCGAAUAUGAAACCCAGCACAUGAGGAGCGCAAAAAGACUUGUGCCAAGAAUACGUCAGUGGGCGACGCGUCGUGACGUCUUUGGGACUACGACUCGAGAGCCAAACUGUCUUGUGUUAUCUAGCCGCUGCAUGCAUUUGAUUUCGCCCCAACAAAAUAUGCCGUCAUCAUCGGCUGCGCGGUCCCGAUUUCGAGAACUCUGCAUGGCAAGGGCCUGAAUUUUGUGUCUCAAAAACGUUUUUUUUUUGUACCACGUUAAUUAUUAUUUGAAGGAAACAAUAAUUGCUUUUAACCAUGGUUCAAUACAACAAUUACGCCAUUUUGAACAUUCAUGUUCACAUUCACCGCAUUAUUGUAGCAUUGUUCUUUUUGCUUGCACGCAUGAUUAGUGGUGUUAUUUUCCUGUAUUUUCUAAUUUCUUGGAUAUUAUAGUGGUUUGAUGUUAAACAUAAAACUUAGUGUAGAACUUUCCUCAAAAACAGUUUUGCUUCUGUUGAUGGCUUCUUUUUUGUCCGAGUUCACAUAGGAUACUCCAACCUAAUGGAAGAUGAUAAUAUUGAUUUGUCUUGUAAAAAAUCAUGUUUCAUGUUUAAGAAUAAUUUAUUUCAUAGCUUUGGAAUGUUCUUUGUGUUUUUAUCAAAUAUCAUACGUUUAGUAAAUAUUUGAACAUGGCCACCUCACUGUGGCAAUUUUUUAAUUCCACGUGACCGAAAUAAAUAUCAUUAGAAACGAACCGGUUUUGUUACAUUGUGUUCCAAGUGCUCUUCGUCCAUUACAAUAGAUAGAAAGAAGUGCUCCUUCAUUGCGUUCACUAAAAGUAGAAGGGGAUGUCCCAAAGCAUUUUUUUUUUUACAUUGGUUUAAAUCGUCGAGGCUAGUGGGUUCAGAGGAGAAAGCUUCACUUUUAAGGAAGGACACUACCUGGGAAUGUCAACUUUUGAACCGUCACUCAAUCGUUGUGAUAUGUGCAGGUGGUGUUGGUAGUCAUAUAGAAGGAGGGCAUGCAAAGUUUCAGCCCUGUGAACCAAUUUUAUGAGGUUCUAUACCCCCAGAACGAAGUAAAGUAUGGAAUCUGCUCUAUGAAUCUAUCGUUGAUAAAUGGUGUUCAUAACCACAAAUAUUUUCUUGUGGAAUGCAUACUGGAAUACCUGUUGCCAGCUACUAUAAUAAUAAAUUUAAAAAUAUAAAUUUUUCAGGUAAAAAACAAAUUAUGAAAAAGUAAACUUUUUUUCCACAUUUUCCAAGUUUUGGAAAUUACAAUUUUUCAUAAUAAAGGAACAUGAAAAUGCAACAUCUAAGCUCAUAGUAACCGUAUCCAUAAAAUUUCGAUAUAUAAGCCACAAAAAUUAAGUCUCUCGAUAGUUUCAUACUGAAACGAUAGUGAAAUUUAUGCCAAAAGUGGAACGGAGAAAAACGCCUUCAAAGUGCUCGAGCCUCAACCUUUUCUUUAGCAUCGGUGGACUGAAAAGAAUUUAUAAAAAAAUAACUAUGCAGUGUAAACAAAUGAAACUUUCUGGGAGUACUCUCUAGAUGUUGACGGAUGUAAAUAUGGCAUUUUUCAGAAUCAACUUUUUUUACAGAAUUUUUUUUUCCCUGGUUAGUGACAUAGCCCCAAAAGGAAGAAGUCUAGGGGUGACAAAUCUGGGGACCUUGGAGGCCAGGCCGUGCUUCCACUGCGCCCGAUCAACUGGUUGGGAAAAUGGUUAAUUAAGAACUGGCGUUCUGGUGAGGAGAAGUGCGGCGGAGCUUCGUCGUGCUGAAGCCACAUCAUCUUGAAAGUAUUCAGUGGAAGUUCCAACGCGAAGUCUGUCACCACACCUUUUAAAACGGAGUUGAUGUAUUUGCUUCCAGUGAGAUUUCCGUCAAUAAAAUAGGGGCCAAUAAUACGACUGUUGAAAAUCCCGCACCAUACGUUGGCUGCCCAUUUGAUUUGGUGCGUGUGCUGACCUAGCCAAUGUGGGUUAGUGUCACACCAGUAGUGCGCAUUGUGCAAAUUCACAUUGGAGUUUCGGCAAAACUGGGCCUCAUCUGUCCGAAGAAUGUUAUUGAGAAAAUUCGGGUCCUUGUCACAUUAUAUGAGGAGGCAUCAGUUCCAGAAAUCUAACCGUUUCUGAAAGUCGUUUGCAGUCGAUUCUUGAUGUAAGAAUUGUGCCUGGAAAGCGACCUCCAAACCGAAGACAUGCUCUCUCCGGACGCCUUGGCGAUUUCCCUGAUGCUUGCUUGUGGCUUUUGACUGACGUACCCUAAGACUGAAAUACCAAAGUCCUCACCACCGCAUGUGGGUGGCCUCCUUUCCUGGACCUGGACUAAACCGGUAGAGUGGAAGUGAUUAAACGGCACUUUGAAUGUAGCACGUGCAGGCACACAACGAUCGGGAUGCUCAGCUGCAUACAGCUUUGAAGCCAGAUCAAGGUCUUUUGCGCAUUCACAUACGUGAUCACAAUGUCCACCUUUACAGCUACAGAAAACUGGUGUGAACUUUGCACUGCCAUUCCACUGAGCCGAGGUCUGCGAUAUCUAUGUUCUGCACGUAGACUGAUAAAAACAGCACUUUCAAACAAUGGGACGUUGCCAAAUAACACGGGCCGAGCAAAGUUUUCAAAAUUGGGGCCGCGCAGCUCAUGAUGACAGUGUAUUUUGUGGGGCGAACGCCGAGUAGCUGGGCAAAAUAAAUGCAUGCCGCGGCUAGAUAGCACACAUGGUUCGGCUCUCAAGUCGCAGUCUCGAAAACGUUACACGAGUCACCGGCUGACAUAUUCUUGGCACGUGACUUUUUGCACUCGUGCGCUGGGUUUUGGUUUCGUGAUAAAAAAAAAUUGUCAAAUUUUUCGUGUGCCACAGCAUUUGGGUUAAUUACUUUUUCUCUGUGCUAACAAGUGAUGUGUCAUUGGCAGGUCAGCAGCUACAAUCGUGCCAUUGGCACUGACCACAGAGCUGUGCUAAAUAAAAAAAGUAAAUUAGUCGUUUUUAAUUAAUUAGCAAACGAAUGAGUAAGUAUCGCGCAUUUUCUGACAUGUUCCAUCACGAGUAAUGCGGUCCAGAGAAAAUUAUCUUUUUAUCUCAAGUACACUAAUUUUAGGAAUAUUUGUCAGUCUUUGCUGGAACACCCAGUAUAACUAAGUAAAGCUGCUACCUCACUUAUUUGGCAUUUAGCAGGUCUUUUUGAAAGGUGCCAAAUAAUACUUAAUUUUAGACAUAUUUUGUAUGUAUAGAAGGUAUAAAAAUAGAGAUAGAACCCUUUUUCUAUUUUUAAUUUUAUGUAGUUGGAGUGCCAGACAAACGAGGUGUGGCUUUUUUUAAAUAUAUCAUCACCAAAGGUUUAUCCAAUUGUACUCCAUUUGAAUGGAAGACUAGGUGGUUAAAUAAUGUCACCAAAUUUCCAAGAAGUGCAACAAUAUUGCUUUGUUCUUAUAUUCUUACUUGAUAUAAAUUUUUUGGCAUGUACUAUUCUUGGGAACAGGUCAGUGGAGGGAAAUGUGUUGUCCCAGUCUCUACUUCGUGCAGUUCUAUAAUUUGCAUAGUAUUGCAUUCCAGCAUCCCCAGUUGUAAUUUUUUUGUAGCCGCUACGUGUGAGCUAGUGGCCACCAAAAAUAUAGUGUAGUGUUGGGGCUUCACUAAAACAUUACCAAAUUGGAUUUGGGGAUUUCUGUUAUGGUGAAAAAAGGUCAGUGGAUUACUUGCUUAGGAAUUCACUUUUGCCUUAGCUUUUACCAAACCUGACCAUCUUUGAAGGCUGUUUGCUGCAUUAUACCUCUCUGUUUGUUUCCCAGUAGUAUCUUCCUACUCACAAAAUAUUGAUGUCAGCCCUACUGACAUCAAAACGUAGAGAUCUGGCAUUCAAGCUCAUUCGGAGCCCAAACACGAUGUGCUCUGGACGUCUACGAUGCGCCCAUGCAAAAACAGAAAUGCUUUGUGUGGUUGCAGCCAUAUGUUGCACACUUUAUGUACAGCUUUGCAACAAUUUCUUCUUUGAUGCAUUGAUAGUAACUGAAAACCUGCUGCUCCGCUCCGUGGCCAACUGGUUCCCAAAAUGCAGUGCACACAGUGUUGCAUGCAGGGAUAUAUGGAAGUAAUCUCUUGAGAUAAGGUGCAAUCAAUUAUACCCAUAAUUUCUGGCAAAUAAAAAUCGAAAAUACUGAGCACUAUAGACCGUUCCAACUCGAGAAGGAAGGGUGAGGGAAAGGAAGGCCGAGGAGGAGGAAGCAGACGGAAUGCUGGAGGAUAGAGGGGAAAACCACCUCCUCUGUCUAGUGGUCCGUCUGCUUCCUUCUCUCCAGCCUUCCUUCCCUCGCCCUACCUUCUUGAGUUGCAACGGACUAUAGCACUAGUCUAGAACAUGGCUCAAGUCACUAUGCUUAGAAAGCUUGGGUCAAAUUAAUUUUCAGGCGAGAAUGGAGUUUGAAGUGCACAGCCAAACCUUGAGUGAUGCUGUUUACUCCACAAGUUUAUUAUGUGGCCGUCUCGUAUAAAUCCUGCCAGAUUUACCAUUGAUGGGUAAUAUUGUGGUCCUAAUAGCAGUAUAAAGUGCAGAGCAAAUGGAUCUGGUGGUUGUCUCACUAGCACCUUUUUUUCCAAUAUGUGCCUGCGAUUAGAUUCUUUAGAAAUCUGCCUGUUACUAGGAAUGUUUGUCUUACCAGGUAUAUUUUGAAUGAGAAACUUCCUAUUAUAACUAACUCUUUGUGUCUCUUUGAGCUGCAUUGAAACAGUUUAACUUGUCCACCUGGCAAUCUUUGUGACAACUAUAGUAUUCAUAUAUACUGUAUACUUUUUUUAUGUUAAAUUUCACAUAUGGAAGUGUCGGUGAUGUUUUCUAAUUUACUUAGAAAUCAACUGACACUUCCAUAUGUGAAAUGUAACAGGACAUGGCAACUAGCAUACAUAUUCCAUGGUUUUUCUGUGGAGACCAGAUGCACAGCUGUGAUUAGACGUGUAUGGCAAAUAGGCAGCUGUCUUGCUCUUGCUGUAAUCAUAAAUAUGAGGAGUGUGACAGCUUUUUUUGUUUUCUUUUCAUCGGGCCACUUUUAAUAAACCCUUCAUACCAGUAUCCUUUUCCUAGGUAUUGAACAACUUCUUUGAUUCAACAUGAUUCUCUGAUGCAAGAUGCACUUCUGCUAACAGAAUCGUGCAAUUACUGUUCUUGUGUCGUGGAAUUGUUAAAAAUUCUGUAAAUCUGUUGUGCUUUCGUUAAACCUCAGUUAUGGAUGUUGCCUGUAGUUGGUCACGAUGCUCCUGGUGCUCUGGAACAAAAAAUUGAGGGAGCAUAAAAUCGACAAUAUUUCUAUUCUCGCUACCCGUAUUUCGUGUUAGAAAGUGACGACAAAUGUUUCUUACUUUUUCAUUUGUGUAAUGUUACACUAGUCCUGUUGAUACUAAAAAAAUGGUGUGUGGCUGUCAUCGCUUUAUAUAAUAAAUCUCUGGAUAUCUUGUCUUA